Thamnophis sirtalis is the source of this 2314-nucleotide messenger RNA. The record is from RefSeq and is a predicted model, not a curated record. NCBI's taxonomy places the organism in Eukaryota, Metazoa, Chordata, Lepidosauria, Squamata, Natricidae.
CUCUCCUUGGAAAACACAAUGAUACGAUGAGGUGGAAGGCUGGGCUGGGAAAGUCAUCCUUUGCAUCAGUUCGGACACAGCAGUGACGAAGCCACCAGCCUGUGGUGUGUCCCCUUGCCAUGGCUAAGAGCGCAGAGGUAAAACUGGCCAUCUUUGGCCGAGCUGGAGUAGGAAAGUCAGCUCUCGUUGUACGUUUUCUGACCAAACGGUUCAUAUGGGAGUAUGACCCCACUCUUGAGUCCACUUAUCGUCAUCAAGCCACCAUUGAUGAUGAAGUCGUUUCCAUGGAAAUACUGGAUACAGCUGGGCAGGAGGAUGUUAUUCAGAAGGAAGGGCACGUACGAUGGGGUGAAGGAUUUGUGCUGGUGUAUGACAUCACAGAUAGAGGCAGCUUUGAAGAAGUCCUUCCCCUAAAGAACUUGUUGGAUGAAGUCAAAAAACCCAAGAACGUUACUUUGAUUCUAGUGGGGAACAAAGCAGACUUGGAUCACUCCAGGCAGGUCAGCACUGAGGAAGGGGAAAAGCUGGCCACCGAACUAGCGUGCGCCUUUUACGAAUGCUCUGCAUGUACAGGAGAAGGCAACAUUAUGGAAGCGUUUUAUGAGCUUUGCCGGGAAGUGCGACGCCGGAAAAUGGUUCAAGGCAAGACUCGGAGGCGAAGUUCCACUACUCAUGUGAAGCAAGCAAUUAACAAGAUGUUUACCAAAAUCAGCAGCUAAAAUAUCUUCUUUUUCCCAUUCAAAAGAAGUGCAUUUUGCAAGAAGAAAGGACGGAAGGCUUAACUGUGUUUGUCAAUAGGAUGGUCAAAGCUUUGCAUUUAUUAUUACUAUUAUUAUACAAUCACCUCAUUAUUCUUGAAGUUAAGGGAUGCAAAAAAAAAAGUUUCAGGAAUGGUAAUACAUGCUCUACUACUCCAGUUUUGUUGAUCACCAAAUCAUAUCUUCAAAAAAAAUGUUGAAGAUGUGUCAGAAUGGGUUCAGGAAUUUACCCAUCACUGCUGGUUUUGCAUGCUCACAUGUGGCUAAUACAUGGUGGCUUAUCAUUGUCUAAGGGGAGACUCUCAAAGCUUUAUAGGGUGCAGUAGUUGACUAAUUGGUAAGUGCACCACAACAUUCACUUCAUAAUCCCUGGACAUGAGACAUCCAAAGAAAAUGAACAUUGCCACACAACUUCAUCUAGUUCAAGCAUCCAAGCAAGAGAAAAACAUGUUAAUGAUGGCUGUGUGAAUUGGUGAAUUUCAGUUUCACUUAAUUUUGCCUUUUUUAAACCUUACAUUCAUUUCCUUCUACACCUGCAUUAAUUUGCAAUUUUAAAGAAAAAUGCAUAAAUUUCAGUCACAUUUUUGGAGAAACUUUCCUCAAUAGAUAUAAUUUUAGAUGGCACUUAUAACAAUUUCUGUGCAAGCGAUUUUUUUCCCCAAUGUUAUUUUUUUUUAAAGUCAUCUGAUAUUAUAAAUACUUGAUAUGUAUUUUUAAGUUGAAACCUAUAGUAUAUCUGUAAGAAUGGAUUUGGGGAAGCAUGAAUUUCACAACUGCCAUCACUAUUUAGAGCACUGGUAAAAAAAAUGAACAUAAGUCCCAAUGAAGGCAAUAUUCUUUUGAUAGGCCUAUCUUCUAAUUCUGAACUUGGUUUUUUUAAAAAAAAACCUAAAAUGUAAAAUAUAUGUAUGAAAAUGAAAUAAUGCUUUACCUAGCAAUUUUUCUCCAAUAGGAAAAUGCAACCAACUGGGAUUUUUUAAACAGUUGUGUACACUUUAUGAUUCUUCAUACUAAGCAAAGAUCCUGGCUGAGUUCACAAGGCACGCAUACUCUUGGUUAACUUAACUGUGGUUUCACUAAUUCCUAGAACUUGAAAGGGGCCGUUGAUUUCAUUGGGCCAAUUUUACCCUACCCAAAUGAAAGUAUGAUGGUUUAUGUUCUGCUUGAACACAUUGGAAAAAGAUCUCAUUGUCUCUGUGGACUAUAAACUUAAUUUGAUUUAUUAAUCCAGUUUUCUGGGGUUGCUUGAUGUUGAACCACAAACUGUACUGCCCCAGAAUUGCUAGCCUAACAUCUACUCAAGUAGAUGACAGUGCAGUAUGCUAUGCACAUUCAACACAUUCUAAGUGAAUUCUAGGCAAGGUACAAAAUCUGUUUCAUAGAAUUGCUUUUGCAUUGCCUCUUCAAAUCUUUCUUUGCCCAUAAAAAUCCAUUGGUUGCCCUUUAGCUGUUCUUUUCCCCCUGCCUCAUUCCAAUGAAUCUUGCCAGGUUGUUAUAAGCUUGCAAGAGGUAACUGAUUGGAAAUAAAUUUUGAAGGAUUGUGGAAGAAAAGUGAC